Molecule: messenger RNA, 3597 nt
Organism: Rhizopus microsporus ATCC 52813
Lineage: Eukaryota; Fungi; Mucoromycota; Mucoromycetes; Mucorales; Rhizopodaceae
Product: calcium ATPase
Exons: 14
Coding region: 1-3597 (1198 amino acids)
Biological process (GO): potassium ion import across plasma membrane; intracellular sodium ion homeostasis; sodium ion export across plasma membrane
Cellular component (GO): membrane
Molecular function (GO): ATP binding; ATP hydrolysis activity; P-type sodium:potassium-exchanging transporter activity
Source: RefSeq, a predicted model, not a curated record
AUGGAACUUAAACCACCCAUAGAAAAUAUACAACAUGCUGUGAUUGAUAUAUUUUCUAUCAAUGACGGAAAACUGUCAGUCGAACAACAGAUUGAGGUUUACGUCAACGAUUUAUUCAAUGUCAAAGAAAACAAGUCUAUAUCAUUGGAUGAAAUCCUGGAUGGCCUUCGCUAUGUGAUGGAUCACAGAAUCAAAGGCGGAUAUCAACCACACCUUGACCUGAACUUGAUGAAAAGACUGUCUGAAGGAUUGUUUUUGAAUAUGGGUCAUACAGAAGGUCAUCUUUUAAGAAAAAGGUCUACGGAUGCUGCUGAUGCUGCCUUCUUUUUGUUUGGUGAUUUUCUCGAAGAAGUUGAGGAGUUUCGAACUAUUAUUAGUGGGAUGGACAUUUCGGAUUUAAGACGCCAACUAAAAGUCCAUUAUCGUUGUCAACCUUACUCUACCAAAGAGCAAAAGCGUGGUGCGAUUGCCAUGAUCAUGCUAUUGACUCGCCAUUUUCCUAACCAAUUUGGGGAUUGGCGCGACCUAGUCAAAGAAAGCGAGCAGGACGAUAUGGAGAAGUUACUCAACUCUUCUCUCUCUGCUGAAGUGGAUCGUGAAGAAAAAUCAAAAAUGCCUCGUGCCCCCCAAGUGCCUCAAUUAAAACUACUACCUCCGCCUCAGGCAUUGUAUUUUGACAGAUCAGUUGAUAAACUGAUGGCUAUGUUUUCUCAGACGGACAAAGAGAAUGGGUUAUCAGAGUCUAUUGUUCCUGCUCUGCGAGAGCAGUACGGUUUAAACCAGCUGCCAAAGCCUCCACGCCCAAACCCGUUCAAGAUGCUCUGGGAGCAACUGACUGAUUUUAUGGUCCUGAUUUUGAUUGCUGCUGCUAUUGUUGAAGCUGCCGAAAAAGAGUUCGAUAGCAUGAUUGUUCUCCUGAUCGUAGUUGUAUUAAAUACGGUCAUUGGAUUUAGCCAAGAAUGGAAGGCAAGCAAAACGCUGAAUGCUCUUAUGAACUUAUCUGUGCCUCAGGCAAAAGUCAUUCGUGAUGGACAACAAAAAUAUGUCGAGUCGGAAGAACUUGUACCUGGUGACUUGGUUAUUCUUGAAGAAGGUGACGCUGUUCCUGCUGAUAUUCGGCUGAUUGAAGUGUCUCAGCUGGGUGUUGUAGAAGGCAUUCUGACUGGCGAAAGUGUCCCUGUACAAAAGAAUACGAACGCCAUCAAAGCAAAAACUCGUAAAAUACCUUUGGCAGAUUGUAAAGGCAAUGUCUUUAUGUCUACAACCGUGGCCCGUGGCAGAGCCAAAGGCAUUGCCGUGAGAACAGGAACAAAAACUGAAAUCGGUAAAAUCAGUACAGCAAUUCAGAAAGAUGCCAAGAAGAAAGUCAAGACGCCUAUUCAAAAGAAACUGACAAAACUAGGUCGUUAUUUAGUUGGCCUGGCUAUUCUACUUUGUGCAUUGGUUGUAAUAAUUGGAGUUGCAUGGAAGAAAAAUGUGAAAGAUAUGAUUAACAUAGGCUUAAGCUUGGCAGUUUCUGUUAUACCUGAAGGUCUAGUUGCUGUUACAACAGUGACCAUGGCAUUGGGGGUGAGACGUAUGGCAGCAAAUAAAUGUAUUGUCAGAACUCUUCCCGCAGUCGAAUCUUUGGGAAGUGUUACGGUUAUCUGUUCAGAUAAGACCGGCACACUAACCGAGGGAAAGAUGGGAACAGCCGAGUUGUGGACAACCGAUAAUUCACUCUACAAGUUCACUGACUCUACUUCUCUAAAUCCUAAUGAUGGUGAAAUCAUUCUAGAGCCCCACGAACUACGUCGACGUAUGAUACAUACGAGACAUACCGUAUCGCCUAAUCCAAAUCAGUAUCACUCUCCGAACGAUUACGCAGCUAUGAAACCAAAAUCCAUUGACACUGACCACCCCGAAAACUACAGUUGUCAGUUCUACUACGCCCUUAUGGUCGCAGGUCUGUGUAACAAUUCGUCUAUUCGUAAGGAUGAAGAAACUGGCGAAUUGAAAACUAUCGGAGAUCCAACUGAAGUUGCCCUUACCGUCGCUACACAAAAGGCACGUCUCAGCCGCGAUUAUUGGGUAGAUCAGUUAGGCUUUACAAAGAUGUUUGAGCGAGCAUUUGACAGUGAACGCAAGCUGAUGAGCACUAUCUACUCUCAAAGUAGAAAUGACACUUAUAAUGCAGUGGUUGGUAAUGAUGAAAUGAUUAUGGUAUGCAAAGGUGCUCCCGAGGAACUACUACGAAAGUGCAUACGUUACAUGCCCAACGAAACGCAAAAGAAUACCCAUGAGCGCUCAUGGCUCGAAAUGACAGAUGAGUUUGCCUCACAGGUUCAGGACGAGAAUGUACGAAUGGCAUCCCAAGGUCUUCGUGUCCUAGGUUUAGCUUACAAAGUGAUACCCACCCAAUAUAUACCCAAGGAUGAACAGGAGGCGACAGAAGCACUGUCAUCGUCCUCGUCCUCGUCAUCGUCUCAGAAUAAUCACUUAGCUGAGUCUGACCUUACAUUUGUUGGCCUUGUUGGAUUAAUUGAUCCUCCAAAGCGAGGCGUGAAAGAAGCUGUGGCUACCUGUCAGGAAGCAGGUAUUCAUGUUGUCAUGAUUACAGGAGACCAUAUCGAAACAGCCACUGCUAUUGCAACACAGCUUGGCAUUGUUAAACCCGAUAUACCCGGAAUGAAUCGUGCUAUCCUUGGCCGAGAAUUAGACUUGCUUUCUGAUGAUGCAAUCAUUGCUCUCGAUCCUUUUCCUAGUGUGUUUGCUCGUGUCAGCCCUGAUAAUAAGCUGUCAAUUGUACGUGCUUUACAAAAGCGUGGAGAACUCGUUGCCAUGACAGGCGACGGUGUCAAUGAUGCACCUGCUAUUAAGCGAGCAGAUGUUGGUGUUGCCAUGGGCCAAGCAGGCACCGAAAUUACGAAACAAGCAGCUGAUAUAGUCUUGGUUGAUGAUAACUUUACUAAUAUUGUAGACGCUGUUGAAGAAGGAAGACAUGUGUUUGAUAACAUUUUAAAGUUUAUUGUCUACCUUUUAAGCUGUAACGGCGCAGAAAUAUUCUUGAUGUUGAUUUGUACCAUUGCAAAUAUUGAAGUACCCUUAACGGUUAUGAUGAUUUUAUGGGCCAACAUUAUAGCUGACAUCCCUCCUGCUAUGGCCCUGGGUGUUGAACCAAAUGAGAAGGAUCUUAUGCGCAGACCACCACGAAACCCCAAGAUGGGUGUGCUUACAUUAGUUACCUGGCUCAUGAUUUUUACUAAUUCCAUGUUGAUCGCUUUGUUUUCCUUGGGCGCUUACUUGAUAAGCCUUGAUGUCCUAAAAAUGCCAGUCCCUGUAGCACAGUCAAUGUUGAUCCAUUCAUUUAAUGUUAGAAGUGUGCAUCAAUCCAUUUUUAAAACAGGCAUCACUCGUAAUCGAUGGAUGAUCUUUGCCUUUUUGAUUUCAUUUGGGUUGAUGAUCAUUGGUAUUUAUGCACCAGGAAUAUCCCAUUGGUUACAGUUAACAUCAGUAGGAUGGCAAUCGUGGGUUAUGACAAUCUCUUGUGUGGUAUUCCUGAUUGGAAUUGUAGAAACAGAAAAAUGGAUUAUUAGAGUAUGGAAUGCACGAUAUUAG